AUGUUUAAAAUCAAGUAUGUUGGUUAAGUAAUGAAUUUGCAUGAAUAUAUAAUAUACUCCCUAAACCAACAGGUAAGCAUUUAGUGGGACUUGAAGAGACGCAAUUAAAGAAUAGAGAUUCAAUUUCCAUACAUUAUCCAACUUAUAGAUAUAUAAAAUCAGAAAUAUAAUAUUCUUGUUCGAAUAGUGUCAACUUUAAAUAGGGUUUCAUAACAAUAGUUUUAAACGAUAAAGAGAUUCGUUGACAUAAGUAUCGGUACACCACUUUAAUGAAUAAGUUAGGAGAACAGAUUUUAAGAAAAGCUAUAAUGAUAGACAUACGAAUAUGGAGUCAAUAAAUUUCAUUCACUAUUGGGUUAUGUAUAUUGGAAGGUAAAUGCUGAUUUUAAUAAGGUUAAUCAGAUCAGGUCAUUCCUUUGAAGAUGCAACUGUUCAUGAAACACGAAAUUUGAUUAGAGAUAGCUGUGCAGGUAUCAUAUUGUUAGAUCAAAUAUUCUUGCCAUUCUCCGAAGACAUCGUAAAUAGCAUAGUUAAGUAGAAAUAGUGAUUUCUUUGGAAAACGAAAAGCAAAAGAAAAUCCAAAAGAUACAGUAUCGCUUUUAAUGGACAAUAACUGAAAUUUGUGAUUGUGUUGGAAGCAUCAUAGCUUCCUUGUACAACUCAUUUAACUUAAGAGAUAUCCAUCAAUUGAAGGUGUUUCCCAUUUUGAACAAUCUUAAUAAAGUUUUAUACAACCACCAUUGA
Paramecium octaurelia is the source of this 744-nucleotide messenger RNA. The record is from the annotation of a GenBank genome assembly. Lineage: Eukaryota; Ciliophora; Oligohymenophorea; Peniculida; Parameciidae.